Anguilla anguilla (European eel) is the source of this 3077-nucleotide messenger RNA. RefSeq names its product ETS domain-containing transcription factor ERF-like. The coding region runs from base 636 to 2594 and encodes 652 amino acids. Lineage: Eukaryota; Metazoa; Chordata; Actinopteri; Anguilliformes; Anguillidae. Gene Ontology annotation, cellular component: nucleus. The record is from RefSeq and is a predicted model, not a curated record. The transcript is spliced from 6 exons. Gene Ontology annotation, biological process: cell differentiation; regulation of transcription by RNA polymerase II. Gene Ontology annotation, molecular function: DNA-binding transcription factor activity, RNA polymerase II-specific; sequence-specific DNA binding.
GGCUCGUGGCGAGUGGGCGUGAUCUCCUCCCCCCUAUCCGCGUGGGCGGCCCCGUGCUGUAGAGAGAGAAGGAAACACGACACCCCGAGAGAGGCGAGAGAGAGCCGGGGGGAGGAGAAAGUACAGAGUGAGUGGAAGAAGAAGAAAAAGUCGGCAAAAACAGAGAACGAGAAAAAGGGGGAUUCACUCUCUCUCUGUCACAGUGAGUUAUCGGCGACGAAUUGUUGUGAUUUCUGGAAAGACGUGGAAUAGAGAUUACACGCAACUGCUCAGUACAAACUGGCAAAACAACAACACAAUUCAGUUUCCCGGUCGUCCAUUGGGACCACUGGCCCGUGUAUUUCUCUGCAACUUCGGCUUAGCGGAGUGACUGCGCGCUAGUCCAGGGACACGUUCAGCGUACUGCAGUUUUCAGAAAACUACAAAGCAACACAAACUCUGGGGAACCGUAGGGGGCCUGGGAAGUGCGAGUGCGGUGGGGGUGUCUGAACCAGCGAGUAAAACGGAAGCAAACCAGCGCAAGAGGGGGACAGAAAGAAAAGUUUCAGUUUUGCGGCUGAUACGCUAGGAGGAAACGAGAGGAGGAGGGAGGCCGACUUUCACCUCCCGAAACAACUGACCCACCUACAUUCAUCAUGAAAACCCCGGGAGAUACGGGGUUCGCCUUCCCGGAGUGGGCCUACAAGCCCGAGUCGAGCCCCGGCUCGCGGCAGAUCCAGCUGUGGCACUUCAUCCUGGAGCUGCUGCGGAAGGAGGAGUACCACGACGUCAUCGCCUGGCAGGGCGACUACGGCGAGUUCGUCAUCAAGGACCCCGACGAGGUGGCGCGGCUGUGGGGCGCGCGCAAGUGCAAGCCCCAGAUGAACUACGACAAGCUGAGCCGCGCGCUCAGGUAUUACUAUAACAAGAGGAUCCUGCAUAAGACUAAAGGGAAGAGAUUCACCUACAAGUUUAACUUCAAUAAGCUGGUGCUGGUGAAUUACCCCUUCAUUGACAUGGGGUCAGCAGGCAGCGGUGUUCCUCAGAGCGCCCCCCCGGUCCCCUCGGGGGCGGGCACGCACUUCCGCUUCCCGCCGUCCACGCCGUCGGACGUGCUGUCCCCGAGCGAGGAGCUGCGCAGCCCGGUGUUCAGCGCGGCGGCCGGGCGCCUGGCGCGCAACUCCAUCAGCGACUGCAGCGACGGCACGUCCGUCAACUCCGAGCUGGAGGAGGGCGGGGCCGACGAGCGGGGCGGCGACCGGGGCUUCCGCGGCGUCCUGCACCCCCGCCUCUCCCACGACUCCCUGUUCCGCCUGUACGGGGCGCCCCACCCGCGCGGCCACCCCGCGCACAGGGUCCACCCCGACCCCCUCUCCCCCUUCCCCGUCUCGCCCCUGCCCGGCUCCGGGGGGGCGGGGCUGCUGGCCCCUCCCCUCUCGCCCGCCCUCUCCAUGACGCCCUCCUCCCACCUGCCCUACACGCCCUCCCCCUCCCUCAGCCCCAUGCUGGGCUCCCACUUCUCCUUCAACCCCGAGGACAUGAAGCGCUACCUGCAGGCCCACACCCAGAGCGUGUACAACUACCACCUGAGCCCCCGCGCCUUCCUGCACUACCCCAACAUCAUCAUCCCACAGCCGCAGCGCCCCGACAAGGGCCCCGCCCACCACGCGGCCCUGUCGCACGCGCACGCGCACGGGCACGGCCACGCCCACCCGCACCCGCUGCACCCCGGCGACGACCCGCACCUCUCGCCCUUCAAGUUCAAGCUGCAGCCGCCGCCGCUGGGCCGCAAGCAGCAGCGCGACGGGCAGGGCCAGGGCCGGGCCGGCCCCAGCGGCUCGGGCUCCGCCCCCUCCGCCUGCGGCUCCGCCCCCUCCGGCCUGCCCUCCCCCUUCUCUUUCGGAGGCGACCUGGGCUCUGCUGGGGGCUCGGGCCUGCUCUCCAGCUCCUCCUCCUCCGCCUCCCUCAACAGCACCGGCAGCCUGCCCAAGAUAAAGGUGGAGCCCAUCUCUGACAUGGAGUCUGAGGAGGAGGUGGAGGUGACUGACAUCAGCGAGGAGGAGGCGGAGCUUGAGGACGGGCUGGAGCCCUUCCCCCCUCACCACCGGCGGGACCAGCGGCCCAACGGCAUGCCGCUGCCGCCGCCGCCGGCCGACGACGACCUGGACGAGGACGUGUUCAAGACCCCCGCGGCCCCCCCGCCGGCCCUCCCGCCCUUCCCGGGGCCGCCCGCCGAGGCCCGCCGCCCCCCCGCCCUGAAGAGCGAGCCGGUGGAGCCCGGAGACGCCCCCCCGGGGGCCAGCACGGCCGCCGGCCCCGCCCCGGCCACGCCCGGCGGCUCCAGGUGCAUCCCCCUGAAGCUGCGCUUCAAGCGGCGCUGGAGCGAGGACCAGCGCCUGGAGGCCGGCGCCGACGAGGCCGACGACAAGAAGGCCCGAGCCGACCCGGGGGAGCGGGAGGCGGAGCCUAGCGGAGAGAGGGAGGAGAGCAGGGCCCCGGCCCCGCCCCCGCAGGCCCAGUGCAGGAGCGAGACCUCCUGCCCCUCCACCGCCGAGCCUGAAGAGGGCGCCGGUCCAAACGAGGAGAGGAGGAAGCCGAAGCUGUGGCUGAACUAGCGGCUCUCCGGUCCGAGCCCCACCCUGGCCCCGCCUCUGCUCUCCGGAAGGCCCCGACCUCCGUGAAACGGGGGGUUUUAUUGUUGUGUUUUUAGACUCUGAAACGCGGGAUUUUAAGUGCCUGUCCUCGUACACGUCCGCUCACACACCACACUGAGGAGAGCGAGGCCAUUACAGGGACAGCUCCUGGACCGGUGGGCUUAUCGGGACGACAACCUUUUUUUUUCGCGGCUUGGUUUGCGUCCGCUCAGAGGCGGGUGGCUUUCUGAUCAGCUGACUUUGAUUCCACGAACGAACCGGAACAGUUGGGGUUGGGGUAGAGGGGGCGGGGCUAAAUCACCUGACUGGAAGGCCCGCCCCUUUCUGCAUACAUCCAGGCGAGCAUUCAGACAGCUGAGAGCAGCGCUGCAGGGCGGAGUCAGGGCCGCUUCACGUUUCGGCUCCUCCCGCCCGUCUCAGCCUCCCACCCCCCACCCAGGGCCC